Messenger RNA from Onychostoma macrolepis, 2326 nucleotides. Its product is annotated as kelch-like protein 33. The record is from RefSeq and is a predicted model, not a curated record. NCBI's taxonomy places the organism in Eukaryota, Metazoa, Chordata, Actinopteri, Cypriniformes, Cyprinidae. Gene Ontology annotation, molecular function: protein binding. The coding region runs from base 123 to 2177 and encodes 684 amino acids. The transcript is spliced from 4 exons.
UAGAGAGUACAGGGGCGCCGACAAGAGUGAGUGCUGUAAACAGAGAACGACAAUAAGAAGUAUUGCUAAAACAAGAGUAAAACCCGGACAAGAACAUUAAAACACCUGACGGACACUUCUUCAUGGAAUUUACAAGAAAAUAUCUGCCUAUGGAAUGGGAGGAACGCUGGAGAAGAGAGAAAGAGCGCAGAAAAAGGAUGAUAGAAGAAGGAGGAGAGAAGUUUGAGGAGGAGAAAAGGAAGCUAAAAUGGAUCGUAUCCUACAACGACAGUAGGAUAGGAAUAAAAAAGCAGGCAGAGAAGGAGAAUGAUGGUGAUAAUGUGGAAGAAGAUGAACUGCAAAGGUACCAUAGACAAAGUUACCCAAGUGAGAUCUUCCAGACUCUGGAGGAGAUGAAGAUGGAGAACGUCCUCACAGACCUGAUCCUGAGCACAGAGGAUGGGCUGAGCCUCCACGUUCACUCGCUUGUCGUGGCUGCGGUGAGCUCCAUCAUCCAGCAAAAGCUCCAGGAGAGGGAUGGAGAUGAGAAGGAGAUCUCGCUGAGAUUGCAUCCUGAGGUUAAUGGUUCUGCUUUGGCUGCAGUGGUGGAGUUUGCUUACACUGGAGCCAUCACCAAUCUGAACAAAGACAACAUGAUGCAGAUUCAGACCGCAGCUGUUAGUCUGGGAGCUCCGAGAGUCAUGGAGAUCUUCAAAGUGGAGGACGAUGGAGGUAACAAGGAAGACAAGCUGAGAAAGAUCUCACCGGAAGAGCAAAUGAAGGUCGGUCUGCAGUCCAUGCAGGACUUAUGGGCCAAAAGAGUGGGAUGUGAUGUAGAACUUGUUGCAGAAGAAGUUGUUUUCUGUGCUCACAGGGUGCUCCUGGCAGCCAGCAGCGACUACUUCAGAGGCAUGUUUACCAGCGGUAUGAAGGAAAGCCAGCAGGAGUCUGUGUCUCUACUGUUAAUCGGAGCCGCUGAGCUCGAGGCCCUCCUGCACUGCGCCUACAGCGGCGCUUUGGUGCUCGGGUGGGGCUGCGUGUUCGAACUCGCCUGUACCUCGCUCCAGUUUCAGUUUCAGCCAGCUAUCUCGCUCUGCCUUCAGUUCCUGGAGCAAGAAAUGGAUGUCCACAACUGCCUGGAUGUGGCAUCUUUCGCAGAGGCCUACGGGAUGGCUGACUUGAUGGAGCUAGCUGAGGAUUUUGUUCUCAGACAUUUCCAAGAAAUAUCUGCCACCACAAAGUUUCUGGACCUCCCGGCCGAGAAGCUUCUGCAGUUCCUCCGAUGCGAUGCGCUGUCCACUCCAUCGGAGCUCACUGUUUUCCGAGCGGUCAUCACCUGGGUGGAAGCGGAUCCCACCGAACGCCUCCCGCAGGCCGAAGAGCUCAUGCGAGCCGUGCGUUUUCCAUUCAUGACCUUCCGAGAAUUUCGAGAGGUUCGCGCUGUGAACCUGAGCAUGGAAUGCAGUGGAGACGUUGAGGUUGAACUUUACAAAUCAGCGCUGAAGGAGUUUGGAUUUGGCAUCUCUGACUGCGUGGCGAGGAAACGUGUGCGUCACCCCAAAGACGCCCUGGUUUUGGUCGGAGGUGAUGAGCUGAAUCCAGACAUGGGUAAUCGGCUUCCCAGCAAGCAGCUCUGGUUUGCUAACUCUCUGAGAAGCGGAACAGGCCUUGUGAAGGAGAUUGAGUGGCGAUUGCUGGGAGAAAUGCCAGAUCAGGCCAGAUUUAGACACGGCGUUGGGGUCCUCGAUGGUCAGCUAUAUGUAGCUGGAGGCUGCCACUUCUACGCAAAGACUGACACCAUGAAAUCUGUUUACAGGUACGACCCUGAGCGAGACCACUGGGAAAGGCUGGCAGAUCUUCAUGAACUGAGGAGUAACUUUACGCUGGUGGUCAGUGGAGACGGCCUGUAUGCUAUCGGAGGAGACAAAGACAUCAACACAAAUCUUGAAAGUGUGGAAAAAUACUCACCAGAAACAGAUUCCUGGAGCUUCUGCCAUCCUUUGGACCAAGCCUUGAGCGGUCAUGCUGCCACCAUCUGGGGAGGCAAGAUCUUCAUCUCAGGAGGCUUCAACUGCAAGUAUGAAUGCCUGGUGUCCAUGUUCCUCUACCACCCAGAGAGAGGAACCACGUACCUCGCUGAGAUGACCCACGACCGGGCCCAGCACUGCAUGGAGAGCCUGAAAACCGCUUCUACGUAGCUGGCGGGGUGUGCAACCUCCGGAAGUACUACACUGACCAACUGGUCUGUGAGAUGUACAACCCUGUACGUGACACCUGGACGGUGUUCACUCCUCUCCCCAUUCCCCACGUCGGCGCGGCCUCUGCUGCCUUGGAGGAGAGGCUGUAU